AUGCGUCACACGCCAACACGUGCAAGCCGGCUUUCUCCGCGUGCCUGCUCCCGCCUCCCCGCAACCCCCAGACCACACGCUUGCGUCGUCACAAGGUGCCCCGGCAGCUCGUCCCCCUGCGCUCCCUCUGCGUUGUUCGGGUCGUAUCCGUCCGCCCUGCUGCCCUCGCGCCAGUGUCUCACCGAAGCGAAGAUGGCGACCGGCUCCUUCUCCGCCGCUCCGAACGCAUCCGCCAGUAACGAGGGUAUCCUCAUCGGCGACCGGGUUUACUCCGAGGUGUUCCUCACCAUCGACAAUUCCCUGGUGCCGGAGGAGCGGCUCUCGACGACGCCGUCGAUGCUGGACGGCCUGGAUCUUGAGACGGAAACGGACCUGCGCAUCCUGGGCUGCGAGCUCAUCCAGUCGGCCGGCAUCCUGCUCCGGCUGCCGCAGGUGGCCAUGGCGACUGGACAGGUGCUCUUCCACCGCUUCUUCUACUCCAAGUCUUUCGUGAAGCACAGUUUCGAGAUCGUGGCCAUGGCCUGUGUGAAUCUGGCCUCCAAAAUUGAGGAAGCACCACGCCGAAUAAGGGAUGUGAUCAAUGUUUUUCAUCACUUGCGCCAGUUAAGAGGGAAAAGGACUCCAAGCCCAUUGAUUCUAGAUCAAAACUACAUUAAUACCAAAAAUCAAGUUAUUAAAGCAGAACGGAGGAUUCUGAAGGAGCUGGGCUUCUGCGUACAUGUCAAGCAUCCACACAAGAUCAUUGUCAUGUACCUGCAAGUCCUUGAAUGUGAGAAGAACCAGACGCUGGUCCAGACUGCCUGGAACUACAUGAACGACAGUCUGCGAACAAAUGUGUUUGUGAGGUUUCAAGUGGAGACAAUUGCUUGUGCCUGCAUUUACCUCGCAGCUCGAGCUCUACAGAUCCCGCUGCCCUCCAGGCCACAUUGGUAUCUUCUGUUUGGGGCCACAGAGGAAGAGAUCAGGGAUAUCUGUGUCACCACCCUGAAACUUUACACAAGGAAAAAGCCAAAUUACGAGCUGCUAGAGAAGGAGGUGGAAAAGAGGAAGGUGGCUCUCCAAGAGGCCAAACUCAAGGCCAAAGGCCUGAACCCAGAUGGGACCCCAGCCCUUUCCACCAUGGGGGGCUUCUCGCCAGGCUCCAAGCCAUGUUCUCCGCGAGAGUCGAAAGGGGAUGAGAAGUCACCAAACCCUCAGGUGCUGAAGGCAGUGAAGAAGGAAGCCGAGGACCGACCCCAGGGUUCGAAGAGCCCUCAUAAUGGCCUCAGGAAGGAGAACAAGUUAAACCGGAACAGCAGGAGUGAGAGUCGGUCACGGUCGAGGUCGCGAUCCCGCUCCCGUUCACCUCGCAGGCACUACAACAACCGACGGAGUCGUUCGGGCACCUACAGCUCGCGGUCACGCAGCCGCUCGCACAGCCGCAGCCCGUCGCCGCGACGACACCAGAACCACAGCUCACCGCCUCUGCUUCUGCCUCACCUGAAACCUAAGCACCGGCCGGAGGAGCUGAAGCUGCAGGCUCGCCAUGGACACAAGAGGAAGAAGUCGCGGUCACGCUCUGCCAGCAAGUCCCGUGAGCGUGAUCGAGAGCGUGAGCGUGAGCGGGACCGUGUCCCGUCCGACCAGAGUGCCAAGAAGCACAAACACGAGCGUAGCAGUGCUAGCAGUGGUCACCACCGGGACCGGCGGGAACGGUCCCGGUCAUACGACCGUGCACACAAGAGCAAGCACCACAGUAGUGGGCAUUCAGGUCAUGGCCGACACCGGCGCUGAUGGAGAUGGUUGUGGGCUUUCGCCCCGUGCUCGUGUGUUUUGCUUUUUUUUUCCUUGUUUUUGGCAGACCUUUAGAUGUAAAGUUACAAACUUGAAUCUACAUAUUUACAGUGUAAAGAUGGUUUAAAUGCCAAUGUAUUACAAAGAAUGCUUUGAUUUAUAAAAGCAACUGUUAAGGGGGGGGUGGGAGG
Molecule: messenger RNA, 1964 nt
Organism: Scleropages formosus (Asian bonytongue)
Lineage: Eukaryota; Metazoa; Chordata; Actinopteri; Osteoglossiformes; Osteoglossidae
Gene: ccnl1a
Product: cyclin L1a
Exons: 12
Coding region: 1-1773 (590 amino acids)
Biological process (GO): regulation of transcription by RNA polymerase II
Molecular function (GO): cyclin-dependent protein serine/threonine kinase regulator activity
Source: RefSeq, a predicted model, not a curated record